AUGGGUUCCUCUAAUGAAGUUCUCCUGCGGCUGACCCUCUUGCUGGGGGUGCUGAGUGGAGCCCUCACAGGGAGGAACUUUACUUCUUCUUCCUCUUUUCUGAAUUCUACUAAGAAAACCAUAUCAUCAGUGUGUGGACGCCCCCAACCCAAAAGCCGAAUUGUCUCAGGACAGGAUGCCCAUCCAGGGCAGUGGCCAUGGCAAGUCAGUCUUCUUGAGAAUCGUGUAGCUGUGUGUGGUGGCUCACUCAUUUCUACAACCUGGGUGCUAACAGCUGCCCAUUGUAUAGAGAGCUUGCUGCCUCCCUCAGAUUACUCAUUAGUACUGGGCUCGAUGUCAUCUUACCCGAAUAAUGACGAUGGUGUACAGAUUCGAACAGUGGUCCAGAUCAUCAAACACCCCAGCUACGAAAAAUAUGGACCUGGGGACAUUGCUUUGGUUCAAAUGGACUCACCAGUCAACUUCAACAACCUCAUACUCCCCAUCUGCCUCCCAGGCACUGCGGAGCAACUAAUCGAUGGGAAUCUGUGCUGGGUGACUGGCUGGGGAAAUAUUGGGGAAAACCAAAAUCUCCCUCCACCUUUCAUCCUGCAAGAAUUGGAGGUGCCCCUCAUCAACCACCAAGUCUGUGACAUGUACUACCACAAAGAAUCAACUAUCUCUCCCUUGGAGCCCAUCAUCCUGUCUGAUAUGAUUUGUGCUGGCUUCCCUAAUGGCCAAAAGGAUUCCUGCCAGGGUGAUUCUGGAGGACCACUGGUAUGCAAUAUUAGUGGCGUCUGGUUCCAAGCUGGCAUUGUAAGUUGGGGAGAAGGCUGUGCACGCCCCUAUAGGCCUGGAGUCUAUACCAACGUCAAUGUCUACAAAAAUUGGAUCUUAAACAUAGUUCCAGAAGCUGGGGUCAUUAACACUGAUGCUGCUGAACCCACCAGGCUGUUCCUCCCUAUUCUACUGCUACCGGCUCUAACUUUAUUGGGGAAUCCUUCCCUUGCCUUGGAGACAUGCUAAACUCAAAGGAGAGAUUAAUAAAAUUGAAAUAAAGAAAACUAUUGAACUAA
Sarcophilus harrisii (Tasmanian devil) is the source of this 1055-nucleotide messenger RNA. RefSeq names its product serine protease 27-like. NCBI's taxonomy places the organism in Eukaryota, Metazoa, Chordata, Mammalia, Dasyuromorphia, Dasyuridae. The transcript has 5 exons. The coding region runs from base 1 to 1005 and encodes 334 amino acids. The record is from RefSeq and is a predicted model, not a curated record. Gene Ontology annotation, biological process: proteolysis. Gene Ontology annotation, molecular function: serine-type endopeptidase activity.